Messenger RNA from Lactuca virosa, 204 nucleotides. NCBI's taxonomy places the organism in Eukaryota, Viridiplantae, Streptophyta, Magnoliopsida, Asterales, Asteraceae. The record is from the annotation of a GenBank genome assembly.
AUGCCAUGGAUGAAGGAGGAUUACGCCCAAUCAGGAUAUCAGAUCAAAUCAAUUAACUGUCAUCUUUCCCCCCUUAAUAAAAACCUAAAAUUGCCGGAAUCGCCGACGCAACUCGGAAGAGCAUUCUCCCUCCAUUCUCCUACGGCCAUCAUCUGCCUUUUCACUCUUUCAGUUUUGGUUAUACUUGGAUUUGUGAUUUGCUAA